UUCAGAGCAGCGGCAUGGCGUCACAUUCACAGUUACAGAGACUGUUUACUCCACAUCACUUUUUUGGGGAAAUGCCCUCGACAAUUAUUAACUGGUCCUGAUGUGAACUGGGCUCCUCGCUCUGCUUUGUCAUACUGGACUUUAAUUCCUGACAAAAUGUGUGUGAGAUAUCUUGGAUUUGUUCUUCUGGUUUGGUUUCCAGUAGUGCUGCACGCACAAAGUGCAGCUCAGUCUUGUCGCGCUCCCCGUCUGAACGGUGGUUAUUUGGUCCCUGAACAAGACACUUACUCUCAUGACACAACGCUCAGUUAUGGCUGUGAUGACGGAAUGAAACCAGCAGUGGAGGGUUGGUGGGCAACGAGCACAUGUCAGAAUGGUUCAUGGUCCCAUGAGCCACGAUGUAUAGAUGAAAAAGCCUGCCUGCCACCAGAUAUACCCAAUGCAAAAUACAUAGAAAACCAGAGUGGUUGGUAUAGGGAUGGACACAAAAUCAGGAUAACAUGUGAUGAAGGAUAUGAGCCCAAAUACAGACAUGUCACAGCCAAAUGUAAUGGUGGAACAUGGACGUCUCUGCCGGUCUGUGAGAAAAGUAUCAAUGCAUGUGGCGAGCCCCCUAAAAUCCCCCACGCAGUCAUCAUUCAUCAGGAAUACCAGGAGGUAUUUGCUGCAGAUUCAGAGGUGCAGUAUGAAUGUGAAGAUGGAUAUACUGUAGAGGGAGCAGACACCACAAAGUCCAUCUUUUGCAUCUAUGGCAACUGGACUGAAGGCCCAACAUGCAAAUCUUCUAGCACCUCUGGCUCGAAUGAGAGAACCAGUAGACCUCAAAUCACAACAGUCGACCACUGUGGAGCAUACCCGAACGUUCCAAACGGUGAUGUCGUGGAAAGGGAUCAAACGUUUUUAAAGUUCCAAUGUAAUGCUUUUUACACACAAGUUGGUUUAGGCACUGUGGUGUGUUACAGUGAUGGGACUUGGUCGCAACUACCCAUCUGCAAAGAGGCGUUCUGCGUCCUGGAUCCUGCUGAACAUGUUGGGGCCAAUUUUAGACUAUCUGGAGUUGAGUAUUUAAAGGAAGGAGAGGAGAAACAUAUUCCGUGUAUUCAGCAGGAUUACAGCAGCCGUGUUCAGUGCACUAAUGGAAAAAUACAUUUCACCCAGUGCAUGGAAACUGAACCAGGUGCUGGACAGAACGGUUCUGCAGAGGUGGGAACAGCUGGUGUAAACACUACAUCUACUGGGAGUGGGAUACACCCUGAAGGUGGAGGCAGCAGACCAGGUACUGGACAUGGUGGAUCUGCAGGUGGGGGACACACUACAUUGACUGGCAAUGGGACAAAGCCUGUGGGUGGAGGGUCUGCUAGCAGCUCCGAAGAGAAAGAGAUUCAACUUCAGAUCACAACAAUUACGACCUGUGGAAAUCACCCUGUAGUUCCUAAUGGUGAUGUUGUGGAAAAAAAUCCAAUGUUUUUGAGGUACCUGUGUGCUGCAUUUCACAAACAAACGGGUCCAGAGAGAGUGGAGUGUUACAGCAACGGGAAGUGGUCAGAAACACCCACCUGCAAAGCUGCCUUCUGUUCUGUGGACACUGGUCGCUAUUCUGAAUUAAUAUCUGCUGGAGUUAAAUAUAUAAAAGAUGGUGAGAAGGCGAGAUUGGAAUGUGUGCAUCAGGAUGAAUGGUGGACGACUCAUUAUUCUGUGGCCCGCUGCAAUGAUGGAACAGUGACGCUUUCAAGAUGUUGUAGCUGGUGGCAUCUAAAGCAGGAUGUUUGCUGAGGCUGUAUCACCGAGAAGAAGAUGACUGCCACCUCUGGAUUUUCUCACCACUGACUGAAAACAGCCUGGAAGCUUUUCAGAGACAGCAAUGUUAUGAUUAUGCUGUCACACACCGUGUUGGGUUCAACAGAAUGAUUCUGAUUUUAAUUUUGAUCUAUAACUGCCUGCAUAAUGUGGAAGCAAAUUCUCUGUGUUUAAAGCUGAAAAGAAGUUGAAUGUGGUGUAUAAUUUAUAUAGUUUUCUGGUUUGAGCUAAAGAGGGUGGGUGUUAGUCCUGAAUCUACUUUUCAAAGAAGCAAAUUUCAUAUCUGUUACUAAUCUUAAUUUUAAUUUUAAUUCAUUCACAUAUUUUUUAGCAUUAUAACAAUUGUUUAAUCUCUGUAAUGUCUUGUAACCAGAAUUAUUGUUAAGGCUUUAUCGUGUACGGGGGGAAACUCAAUGUGCUUUACCCAGCAGCCACAUUUAAAAAGAAUAACAGGAGGCCCGGGCCGGUCGCAGGGGCUCCGCACUAGACAGGUGUAUGCAGGGGUGUUUCUAGGAUUUGAGGACAUCAAAUUCAAAUAUCAAAUCUAUUUAUUAAGCACAUUUAAAAACAACACACCAGUGUACCAGGGCCGUAAAUUGAGUAUCACUGAUGUAGGGGAAGAUGCAGCAGCCUUUGGAUUCACGUCAAUGUAUCACUAACUGGAAACUUUCGAAAAUGUGAUUUAAAUAUGCCGACAAACUGUCUGUUGGACUUCUUAAUCAUCAGUUUUUGGCUUUUUGUUUUGAUAUUUGAAAUCAAAUAAAAACAAACAAUCCCACAUAA
This is a messenger RNA of Epinephelus moara (kelp grouper), 2580 nucleotides long. RefSeq names its product complement factor H-like. The record is from RefSeq and is a predicted model, not a curated record. Bases 157 to 1773 code for a protein of 538 amino acids. NCBI's taxonomy places the organism in Eukaryota, Metazoa, Chordata, Actinopteri, Perciformes, Serranidae. The transcript has 15 exons.